This is a messenger RNA of Acanthopagrus latus (yellowfin seabream), 423 nucleotides long. Its product is annotated as cortexin domain-containing 1-like. The transcript is spliced from 3 exons. The record is from RefSeq and is a predicted model, not a curated record. Bases 241 to 423 code for a protein of 60 amino acids. NCBI's taxonomy places the organism in Eukaryota, Metazoa, Chordata, Actinopteri, Spariformes, Sparidae.
CUCACCUGUCUUCCUCUGCUCGCUCUCUUUCUAAGCGGUUCCUCAGUGCGGACUGGGAGCCGUCCUGCCUCCAGCAGCCGUGCAGGAUGUGAAGGCAGCAGAUGACCUCUUCCUCCGAGUGUGCCACCACCAGGGCUGGAUAUGCUGGGUCAGCACCUGUGCCCAUGGCGUCCUGCCUUAUCUCUGGGUCUUCAGGAUGGUAGCAGGGUGUGAGGACAGCAGCAGCAGACAGCAGCAGUCAUGGAGGUGGAGAGCACCACAGAGCCAGCCUUCGUGGAUGUGGACCAGGGCCUGACUCUGGCCUGCAUCGCAUUCCUCUGCCUGCUGCUGGUGGCAAUGAUCAUCCGCUGCGCCAAGGUCAUCAUGGACCCGUACAGCGCCAUCCCCACCUCCACAUGGGAGGAACAACACCUGGAUGACUGA